Messenger RNA from Styela clava, 4011 nucleotides. RefSeq lists its product as uncharacterized. NCBI's taxonomy places the organism in Eukaryota, Metazoa, Chordata, Ascidiacea, Stolidobranchia, Styelidae. The record is from RefSeq and is a predicted model, not a curated record.
UCUAAAUCUUACUUUUUUGAUUUUAUAUUUUGCCUCAUAAUAACCAGUAUACACCUGCAUAUGGUAUAAUCUUAGAAAUAAAUAAUAUAUAUAACUUUUGGUAUGCCACGUUUAAAGAAUCCAAAUCCUCGUCAAGUUACUGAAGGCGAAGACAACAAUGCUAUUGGGGAUGUCGACGUAGAUCAUUCAGCCCGUCUAGCCGACUCGCCAUCUUCAGAUCCUCAUGGUAUCGGCGAAACAUCUGCCGCAGUUCAAGAGGCCACAUUGUUUGAAAAAUGCGAAAACCAGCAGACAUCACAGAUGGAAACUUUGUCACAUGAUUCACCUAUAACAGCGACACCGACAGCAAGAUUUUCCGCGUUUAACGAGAGUAAUAAAUUUGAGCCGGUGGACAAUACAUUCAUCCCAUUGGAUAACGGCGUUGAACUCGACGGCCACAGCGACAAACAGCAUGGAAAUCAGAAAUCGACCGACAAACCCAAUUUAGAACCAAUGCAUUUGCCUACUUUCCGCCCAUCCUUGCCUAAGCAAUCAAGUCGCGCUAGUUUAGUUUAUUCAAUGCGAGCUUCCAAAUCUACCUUGGGUAGAUUUACUCCAAAAACGUCACCAAUGGAAAUCAAAAGACCGAAAAGUACGUCACCCGGAAUGCUGAACCCCAAAGUGAUGAUAUGGAUGAAAAACCGUUUCCAACUUAGACCAGGAGGCAGAAUAUCUGCAUCUGAUAUUAUAUUAUUGUACCAAUCUGAUACAAAAGACCUUCCAGAUCCACCACCUGGACUACAGAAUUAUCAGGUUGGUCAGCUUCUACGACGAGUGUUUCCAAAUAUAUCUCGUGCAAAGAUCACUGUCAACAGCAAGAGAUUGUGGAUUUAUAGGCAUCUUAAUCUUCGUGAAAAUCCACCAGCUGAUCUGUUUGAGGAGCAAAAAUUUUCAUUAGACUUAGAAAGCUCAGAAAAUGGGAUUUCUGGAGUGGAUCUUUCAGUAGAUGACAAUUGCAGGGCUUCAGAUUCUCCAAUGUCAAAUUAUGAAGAUUCAAACAGUCCCAGUCCUAUUAGUAUGGAGGAAGACAGUCAAGGUGUUGAUGCAGAGAACAAACAGAAAAGCAACACCAUUUUGCUUGAACUGUUGGGCAAUGGAAUCAAAACUGAAGCUGAUUCACCCACAUCUUUUGGAAUAAAAGAACUUUUCAAUGCAGAUGAAAAGAAAGAACAAUCAUAUUUAGAAAUGGGCCACAGAAAUAUCGCCGAUGAUGGUUUGCAACCUAAAAAAAAGAGAGACAGUGAAGUUAUGGAAUGGUUGCAGGAAAAUUAUAAAUUCAAACCAGGUUAUUAUGUGAAGAGCAUGGAUUUAUUGAGGCAAUAUAAUCAUGGUAGAGAUGAAAUGGUCAAAUACCUUAGUCAAGUUGGAAGAGUAAUGAAGCAUGUUUUUCCAUCGGUUAGGCAUCUAAGAAAGUCAUUUAAAGGUGGAAAACGUGAAUGGGUUUAUUUGAAUAUAAAGCCAAUUGAUGUAGAUAGUGAUAGUGAAGAAGGAAAGAAAAUGUUGAUGCCGACACUUAGACGUUCUGCUGCAGCUUUCAGUACUUCAAUUUUUGAUAGCAAUAUGCGCAGCCAGUUAUCAAGCUGGAAUGACGAGAGAGCAAAUAUGUCUCACAAUCCUUUAUCAAUGGUACCAAGCUCUUUGUUCAAGUCGAAACCUAAUUUCUACCACAGUGUAUCUCGUGUGGAUGGAAGCAAACUUGUGAUAAGCCGAAGCCCUACUGUAAUUCCGACCCAAGAUUCAAACUCUCCUAAAAGGAAUGAGAACUCACCCAAUAAAACCCAAAUUGUGUUGUAUAAUAAAAAUUCAGUUCCCCCUGAAAAUAGUGAAGUGACUGGCGCUCCAAUGGAGCUUGAGCGUGAUCUUUUCGCUCCCUUUGCAAAAACAUCCCAACAUUCAGACGAUCCAAGAUCGUUAAAGAGGUUCAAUGUAAAUUUGAGGAAUUACGUAGCAAGCUGUACUAGCCAAAAUCCUGAUAAUAGAAAGACUCUAACGAAUCCAUCAUCUGGCAUAGUUUUCAGUCAAGCAAGUAUUACUAUGAGCUGCAACACUGAUGCUGCCCAAUCUACUGAAUUUCAAACAACUGGGGAUGAUUGUUGGGCAUCAAAGAGGCUUCGUCUAUGUGCUACAUUGGACUCUGAUCAAGCAGAUGGACAGACAAAAACAGAUAUUAAUCUAUCAAAUGGUUUGGAUCUCAGUAUCAAACGUGAAGUGCAAGUAUCUGAUGUUAUUCAGACUGAGCCACAGAAACUGACUGUAAUGGGAAAAUCUGAAACUGCAUCUGAAUUUUUCACUCCAUCGGGAAUAUUAAACCUUUCCAAACCAAUCGCUACGAAAACAAGCAUACAGACUGUUCUGUCAAAGCCUCCUACAUCUCAAACGAUACAUUAUAAGCCAGAAUCUUUAAUAACACUGAAAAUUCAAAAAAAUCUACAAGGUAAAACUGUUGUUAUUGGGAGCAAUGGUCGGCGCCAUUCUGCUGAUUCAAUCAAAAAACCUUUGAUAAUUCCAAAGGCUGAUAGCAGCACUGCUACCAAAAGGGCUUAUGUGGAUGUGGGUGGAAGUUAUAAUAAUGAUAUUCCAAUAACUUGGAACUCUCUUCAGAAUUUUGCAGCUCAAAGAUAUGGCUGGCUGAAAUCAUCCAGCACAUCUUGCAGUAAUCGAAGAAACAAUGAAAUUGAUGGAGGAAGAUCCGCUAAAUUUGUAGAAUGGUUUCUAUUUUCUGGUCAAUGGCUUGUAAAUGGACAAAGGGCGUUGAGAGAAAUUAAGAUUUACGAUGAUUGGACUGUCGUCAUUCAUGCUCUUGGACGAAGAGUGUAUCCCAAUGACCUGGGUGGCAUUACAGAUUUGGAGAAAACUUCUUCUAGUUUGAGCAAGGUGUUCCGUGUAUUGGCAGAAGCAAAAAUGUGCAUGGGUUUCCCUGCACCAUGCAUUAGCGACUUGUAUAUUCAUGGAAUUUUAGUCAGUAAGUUUGAAGUCUGGUCAUCUAGGGAAGGCCCAGGAGAGGACAUAAGACAACGAGCUGUGAAUUGUCAGAUAUUAUACUCUGGUACUGGAACAUGUUGCACAAAAUGCUCUCGAAUAAUGAAAUUACACCAACAGCAAAAGCGAGGACCUGGUCAAAACCGAAAGUUUGACAACUCUGUUGAUCUUGAUAGUAAACAUCCCACAAUGUAGUGUGAUUCAAGACCAGACUUGAUAGCAUGCUACUUAAAGCUUGGGAUUCUGGAUUCAUAUAAAAUAUGAAUCAAACAUAUCCCAUCAAAAGCUGUUUAAUUUUGUCUAAUAUGGCAUGAGAAUGGCGUCAAGAAACAACAUCAACUACAAACUACUGUGUUAACAUUUUUUCGAAAAUUGGCUUAUUGGUACCAGUCAUAUCUAUGUUACUUAUUGUCAAAGUGCGGUAGUUGGUUUGCUCAAGUACACAAUGUGAUUUUUUAGAUUAAGUGUUUAUCAUGCUUGGAUGCUAAUUUCUUGCAUUUUUGUUAUGGUUGUGUGCUUAUCAUGAAUGUUUGUCGCUUCAGAUUUUAGUUUUGUUUUAAAUUUGUACGACUAACUUCUAAGUUAUUUCUGCCGGUUGAAUAUUUAUAAAAGUCUUGGGGUGUCAUCUUAAAAUUUCAAAUUAAUUCUUUUGUAUCUUCCUUUUAAUCACCAUAGUAUUGCCAGGUAGAAGUUUGAAGGCAGGGAUUGCUUUAAAUUGACUCCCUUUUGAUCUAGGAAAGUUUGAAAGAUCCACUAGUGUUUGAAAAUUUGAAUGUUUUUUUUUUAUCCUGAUAGAAUGCUACUAUCGUUAAAAUUUUAUUUGGACUAUGCAUUCGAUAAAAAUGGCAACCACGAAUUUUAAACACAUGUCAACUGAUGGCCAGCAAUUUUAUCACAAGCGUAAUUUUUAGCCAUGUUUUUAUAUGUAUGUGCACGAAACGUGAUUACACAUGCUUAAUAUAUCAUAAAAUAAAAGAUUUUUCUUACUCUCCA